CAUAUAUCAAUCACAAAAUAGGCAUGAUUUUGUCAUCCGUCAUAUUUUAUGUGUAAAAAGAAAGUAUAUUUAGUUUCUUAUUAUCUGUGUGACAAAUAGCAAUUAUGAAUGCAGAUAAGCAAGACACUUUGGAAGAUAUAUUUAAUAAACAAGACAAAAAGUUGCAUCAACUUGAUGUGGCCACAGUAUUAAUAAAAGCUAAGCAAAGUGUAAAAAGUGACCUUCAAAAAAUAUACAAUGAAGUACAAAAAAUUUCAUAUGGUAUUGAGGAUAUUAGGAAAGAUUUAGAGAUAAUGAAGGAGCAAAAUGUUCGUCUCAAAGAAUUAGCAUCACUAACUGAUGUGUUAAGCAAAAAAAUUAUAAAUCAAGAAGAAAAUGUCCCACCAGAAUUGAUACAGGGUUAUCUAAAUGCAAAGAAACAAACAUAUUCUCAAACCAGUAUUUCUUCAAAUAUGUUGGAAUGUACCAUAAAUUCAACUCAUAAAUUAACAGGAAAAAAAACACCUAGAACUGGCUGCAUUAAUAUUGAAAAGCAAGAAAUGAUAAAAAAUUGCAAGAGGACACUUUUUAAUGAGCCAGAAAUAUGUCCAACAAUGUUAUCUAUUACUGUAGAAGAGUUUAGUAAAGUACCUAAAUACAUGAUUGGAAGACAAUCUUUAGAAACAAUCAAUACCUUGAUAAAUGCCUUAAAUCAAACCUUACUGGCAAAAUACACAAUUUUAUCAUUGGGAAAAGCUGCUGCUCAAAAAAAGGGUGAAAUUAAUCUAUAUCUACAUUAUAGGAAACAAGAGUUUGAUGUUCAAGAUGAAAAUGGAUACCUCUACUUUUUUACAGCUGAAGAUUAUUACAGACAAACAAAAACUAAACUCGACAAAACUAAAUUAAAUUUGAUAACUGUGUUGCGUCAUUGUAAACGUUUACGCGAAUGCAGAAUAAAAAAUGAUUUGCGAUAUGUUAUAAUACAGCGUUAAUUAAUAUAUUAUGUG
This is a messenger RNA of Harpegnathos saltator (Jerdon's jumping ant), 986 nucleotides long. RefSeq names its product spindle and kinetochore-associated protein 1. Gene Ontology annotation, biological process: regulation of microtubule polymerization or depolymerization; mitotic cell cycle; cell division. The transcript is spliced from 4 exons. Gene Ontology annotation, cellular component: mitotic spindle; spindle microtubule; outer kinetochore. The record is from RefSeq and is a predicted model, not a curated record. The coding region runs from base 105 to 971 and encodes 288 amino acids. Gene Ontology annotation, molecular function: microtubule binding. NCBI's taxonomy places the organism in Eukaryota, Metazoa, Arthropoda, Insecta, Hymenoptera, Formicidae.